ACCUGCAAAUUGGGAGUCCAGGAUUUUCCAGUGCGCACAGAGAUCUCGCGUCAGUUGCUGCACCGUCAGAGCAGCUCUCCUCUCCUCGUGAUGAGUUCGUUCAGCACGAGAGCUCUGACGCUGCUCUCGUCCAUGUUCGGCGCCUGCGGGCUGCUGUUGGUCGGCGUCGCUGUGUCCACAGAUUACUGGCUGCUGAUGGAGGAGGGGAUCGUCCUGCAGCAGAACCAGACCAUGGAGGUGAAGAUGGCGCUGCACUCCGGCCUGUGGAGAGUCUGCUUCGUGGCAGGACCAGAGAAGGGCAGAUGUGUGGCGUCUGAAUAUUUCACUGAGCCAGAGAAAGAGAUCACAACAGAAAACACAGCCAACAUCCUCAAAAUGGUGCGUACGGCCACGCCCUUCCCCAUGGUCUCUCUGCUCUUCGUCUUCACCGCCUUCGUCAUCAGUAACAUCGGACACAUCCGGCCGCAGCGAACCAUCCUCGCCUUUGUCUCCGGGAUCUUCUUCAUCCUGUCAGGUCUCAGUCUGGUUGUGGGUCUGGUCUUGUACAUUUCCAGCAUCAACGACGAGGUGAUGAAUCGACCCAGAGAACCAGAACAGUUCUUCCACUAUCAUUACGGCUGGUCGUUCGCCUUCGCUGCCUCGUCCUUCCUGCUCAAAGAGGGGGCAGGAGUGAUGUCCGUCUACCUCUUCAUGAAACGUUACGCGGAGGAGGAGCUUUACAGGCCACACCCCGCUCUCUAUCGCCCCCGCAUGUCUGACUGCAGUGACUACAGCGGUCAGUUCCUGCACCCGGACUCGUGGCCUCCUCCUCAGCGCGGCCGCAGUCCCUCUGACGUCUCCUCUGACAUCUCCAUCCAGCUCAACCAGACUCCGCCCUCACAGGCUCCACCCAAGGGUGGUGGUGGCGGGGGUGGCGGCAGCUCGCAGCCGACGCCCUCCUCCUCAGUGCCGUCGUCCGCGGCAAGUUACCAGCUGCAGCCGGCGUCGUCCUCCUCCACCUCCUCCUACCCUCACCCACUUCACUCGGUCGCCACCUCCACUUUACCCAGGUCGCACGCACACGCCCGCCCUCAGCCACAGCCACACCCACACCCGAGUGGUCCGCCGCCUCAGUCCGUGCCCAUGGGAGCGCCACCCGCCGCCGUCCCUCCUCCGCGAUAUCACGCACACAUGAGGAUGAGCGCCUCGCCAUGCUAGAAGGGAGGGGGCGGGGCUUAAGAUUAUCACAGCAAACACACACAACUUUA
Solea senegalensis (Senegalese sole) is the source of this 1247-nucleotide messenger RNA. RefSeq names its product calcium channel, voltage-dependent, gamma subunit 7a (gene cacng7a). Lineage: Eukaryota; Metazoa; Chordata; Actinopteri; Pleuronectiformes; Soleidae. Gene Ontology annotation, molecular function: voltage-gated calcium channel activity; channel regulator activity. The transcript has 6 exons. The record is from RefSeq and is a predicted model, not a curated record. Gene Ontology annotation, biological process: transmission of nerve impulse; neurotransmitter receptor internalization; postsynaptic neurotransmitter receptor diffusion trapping. The coding region runs from base 91 to 1197 and encodes 368 amino acids. Gene Ontology annotation, cellular component: postsynaptic density membrane; AMPA glutamate receptor complex.